UUCACCAAUAUCAAAUGCGUUGUUUUGUGAAUUUGGCUCUCUUAUUUUUCCUAUAAUUCUAUUGUAGCUUUAAAAUGUAUUAGGCAAUAGGCAUGGAAGAAUUCUAUAAUCGCUAUCUCCGUGCUUGCAAAGAAUGCAACGUCAGUCCUUUGGAAUGUGUUGAUUCUCAAAUGCAGCUUCACAACAAGGAUGGCGAGAGAAUUCUCGAUUUGUCAUCUUGUAGCCUUUCUCCGGAAGAUUGUUUUGCACUAGCAAAAACAUUUGCGCUCGAUACGUUCUUCAAAGAUGUGCGUUUCACCGACUGCCUGUUGAACGAGGAUUCGUCUAAGAUACUCUUGUGUGGCUUCUUCCACACAAAAUCCUUAAAAAACUUGGACCUCAAGGGGAAUAAUUUACGAAGCUCUGGUGCAGAAAUCGUUGGCCUGUUUCUCACCAAAAAUACGUCGGUUCGAUGCUUGCGUUUGGAUUGGAACUCUUUGGGACUUUGGGGUAGUGGACUUGGCAAGUUGGCAGAGGGUUUGGUUAUAAAUGAAACGUUGCUCGUGCUGGAUCUGAGGAAUAAUCAAAUAUCUCAUCAUGGUGCGAAGGAAUUGGCUUUGGCACUCAAAAGCAAUUCAACAUUAAAGGCACUUGACUUGCGGUGGAAUAAUGCUGGUCUCCUUGGUGCUCGUGCUUUCCUAUCAGCUUUGCAGUAUAACAAGUCGUUGACCACCUUGGAAUUGCAAGGAAACAAUGUGCCUCAAGAUAUUGUAAAGGCCAUCACUGUUGCAUUAAAUUUGAAUGCUGAGAGGGAAAGUGCAAGAAACGAGGAGGCAAUGAGGACGGACAAGAUGAUGAAAACCAUUGAAAAAUUGAAUUUGAAAAUACAAUGCAGAUUUGAGAUUGGCGUCGUCUUGUUGCAGGUUUCCAUGUUGCAAAAAAAACUUGACGCACAAGGAAAAGAAAACGAAGAGCUGUCGAAAUCAAGUAGCGACAGAAUAAAUCUAUUGAAGAAAUCUUUGAAAGAAAGUGAAGCAUCUUUUAAUGAGAUUUCAGCGCAGGUGGAGUCUUUGAAGAAUGAAACAGCGAUCAAAGACAACAAGAUAUCAACCUUGGAAAAAUCAUUGAUUGAUGUUAGAAACGAGCUUUCUUCGGAGAAGGCUCAGCGCACGGCCAUAGAAAGCGAUUUUCAAAGAUUAAAGGAAGAAAAGUCAAAGCUUGAUAUUACACUUGCCGAACUGAAGGAACACAAACUCGCUUCUAAAGAUUCAAUUUUGAAAUUGGAAAGUGACAUCGCUAAGGCGAUUGCGGAGCAUAAGAAUGCGAUGACAGAUCUGAAAGCGAGCCACGAACGGGCUCUGGUUGAACUCGUGGACAAAAACGCAAAAGAAGUGGAGCAUUUGCGUGUGAAUUACGAGGAGUUAGAUGCCAAACUGAAAGGUAGAAUUGAAUGUGUUGAGAAGGAGAAAAUUGAAGCCCAAGAACAGGUCAGUCUACUGAAAUCCGAGUUGGUAUCAAACGGACUGAAACACAAGGAAGAAAUGUUGAGCACGACGACACAGCUUAAGCACGAACAACGCUUCUCUUCGAAACAAUACGAAGAUCGUUUAAAUACGUUGCAAAACUCGCGUGAUGAACUUCAUUCUCAAGCAAAUAAGUAUCUCGCUCAAAUUUCCGAGUUACAGAAGGAAGUAGGGCAAUUGAGAAAGGACCUUGACUUGAAAGCAGAACGGGAUGCCGCAGAGAAUGAAUGGCGGCAGAAAGAAAACAAGAAUGUGGCGGAAGUAUCUCGCUUGAGAGUGGAGUUGGAGUCUGAAAAGCGAAUGAAAAAUGAUCUAGAAGAAAGGAUUAUGAAUGUAGAAGUGGACAGGAAGAACCGCGAAAGACAACAGAAAGAUAUGCUUGCAGAAAAAGCUCGUGAAAUCGAGUCUUUGGAACAAAAGGUUUUGGCAAGAGAAACGGAUCUGAAGAGACAGCGCGAAGACGAAAUGAGGAGAGCAGAACUUUUGCAAUCCGCCAUCAGCACAUACGUCAGCAGUACAAGGUCGUCGACAUUUACUUCCCCCUCGAAAUAAGUGGGUAACAGUUACAUACUGGUGGGAAUGCUGGAUCAGUCUCAAAUAUUAAAGGUGCAUUGUUGUAAAUUCUGGUAUGUGCCAAGUGACGUCUUGAACUUUUAGCAUGCAGCAAAGCACAAUUUUCAAGGGCGGCGGAAGAUUGAUAAUUGGAGGGCUAAUAUCUAUAUAUUCGUGAUGGGCUAUAUCUUUUCUAGUUACGGAUUAUACCCCAUGUAUGUAUGAAGCUCCCCCACCCCACGAUUAUCACUCUUUCGCUGUCCUUGUACAAAGCAACCGACAAUGUGAAUUGUUCUUCAUAGUUGGCAAACCAUUCACUUGAGAUUGUGUUAUUGUCAAUGACUUACUGUAGAACCCAUUCUUCUAGAUAUCCGACUCGUUUUAUACACUGUU
Xenia sp. Carnegie-2017 is the source of this 2447-nucleotide messenger RNA. RefSeq names its product leucine-rich repeat-containing protein 45-like. Gene Ontology annotation, cellular component: centrosome. Lineage: Eukaryota; Metazoa; Cnidaria; Anthozoa; Malacalcyonacea; Xeniidae. The record is from RefSeq and is a predicted model, not a curated record. Gene Ontology annotation, molecular function: protein binding.